Messenger RNA from Halteromyces radiatus, 528 nucleotides. RefSeq lists its product as uncharacterized. The record is from RefSeq and is a predicted model, not a curated record. The coding region runs from base 44 to 310 and encodes 88 amino acids. The transcript has 2 exons. NCBI's taxonomy places the organism in Eukaryota, Fungi, Mucoromycota, Mucoromycetes, Mucorales, Cunninghamellaceae.
UUUUUUUUUUUUUUUUUUUUUUUGUUUAUUUCUAAUUUACUUGAUGCCGUUAACCAAACCACCACCUCCACCACCAAAACCUGUUUUUGAAGAAUUCUCAACGCCUGAAGAUUUCAAUGAUCAAUUUAAAAAGAAACAAACAACAAAAUAUAUGAAUCCUUGUGCUGUGGAAGAAAAACAAAGUAUGAAGUGUUUGGAUGUCAACAAUUACGAUAAAUCGAAAUGUGAAUAUUUCUUUUUACAAUAUCGUGAAUGCAAGAAAAACUGGCAACAACGACGUCGGCAAUUACGAAGGGAAGGGCAAUUAUGAUCAACAAACCAACCCUACUCGAUACCAAGGAUGAAUUAAAAAAAAAAACUUGAUAUUCUUUUUUUUUUUUGGGGAGGACAAAAAAAAGAGGGUUCUUUGCAAGUGGAUAGAGAAUCAUUGUAUUUUACUUGUUAUUAUUAUUAGUAUGAUCUUUUUUUAUUUAUUUUGUUUUUACUUCGCAUUGUCCUUCAAAAUAAAGAAUCUCAUUACAUCACUUC